Messenger RNA from Porites lobata, 1224 nucleotides. NCBI's taxonomy places the organism in Eukaryota, Metazoa, Cnidaria, Anthozoa, Scleractinia, Poritidae. The record is from the annotation of a GenBank genome assembly.
AUUGAGCCUUCGUGUAACAGGGUCUGUAGGUCACAACUUCAAACAUUUGACAUUGAUAAAUGUGCAAUUUGUCAGAAGGACAAAGCCAAGAAAGCCUACGGCAAAGGAGCAAGAACAAGAGAAACUCUUACACUAAACAUUACUGAAUUUGGUGUUGCCACUUUGAUAAAAGCAGCCCGGUUUCGGAAUGACAGCCGCAUGUUAUUGCACAUUGAUGGACGAGACACUAUAGCUUUGGAGAUCAAGUAUCAUCGAUCGUGCUACAAAAAUUAUGUCCACCCAAAGCAACUGGCUAAGUUAGAAGAGCAGAAUUGUCAAGAAGAGGAUGCUGGAACUGGGGGUUAUGACAGAGCAUUUGGUAAGGUCAAAGAAUUUGUUGAAAAAGAAGUCAUCGCUGCGGCAGAAGCCAUUCCGAUGUCAACCCUUAUUGAAAAAUACACUUCCUUCCUUACCGAAGAAGGAGUAGAUGUAGUGACGUACAGGUCCACUAAGCUGAAGGACCGGCUUACACGUUUUUUUGGAGAACGACUGUCCUUUCAUCGACCUUCGAACCAAAACCAAUCAGAAUUAGUCUAUGGUUCGCACGUCAAAACAGGAGAGGUGGUAGAAACUGUGUUCAAGAGUACUUCGUCUGUUGAUGAAGAGUAAAUGGCAAACAGUGACAGUGAGCCGAAUUUAACAAAUGCACAAGACGAGGUAAGCUGUCAAGUUUAUCAUACGGCUAAAACAAUACAAAAGUUAGUUGCCAACAUGAAACCAACAGUGCCAUGGCCACCAUCAUCAGAAGAUUUAGAGUGUGAGAUUGAGAUGGUACCUGAUCUGCUCUACAAUAUGAUGGUAUGUGUUCUAUCAACAAAGUCCGAAUAUUCUGUUGAAAGAGUUUCAGACAUCUGACCGGAGGUCCAUCGCCUCGCCUUCUCUCUUUCUCAGGAUUUGAUACAUUCUGCCACUCGUGGACGAAUAAAAACACCAAAACAUGUCGUCCUUCCGAUUACUGUAAAGAGCCUGACGGGGAAUGUUGAACUGAUAACCAUUCUAAACAGAUUUGGACAUGGUUUAUCAUACUCCCAAAUAGAGGAAGUGGAGACAGCUGUGGCAGAGAUGCAGAUUGCAAAGCGACAGAAUGGGGUCUUUGUACCAAGUGUCUGCUACCCUAAUGUACCAGGCGUUUUCUGCUGGGAUAACAACGACCUACAAGAGGAAACCUUGUCAGGUAAAUUGUAG